AUGUCAAUACUGCUUCCAGUGACCAACAAUAAUUGUCUUUCAUGGCUUGAAAGCUCUCUUCGGCUGUGUAGAUUCUCAGGCAUUAUGGUGACGUCUGUGACCCUCCUCAAGGCGAUAUACGCCGACUCCCACGGACAUGUGAAGCAUAGCUUAUCCGCCAGGGGUCGAGUUCAGAAUGCUGCGGUGCGCUCCACAUUAUUAUACGGAUCGGAAACAUGGCUGCUGAGUGCCGAGGACGUCAGAGUAUUUUCAGUUUUUGGCCAUCGAUGUAUUUGGAACACUAUUCGAGACUGGUGUGAACACCGGAUUAAUAAUGCUGGAGUGCGUUGGAUGGUUUUCAAAGCAUAUGGCUUGUCCGCGAUAGAUGAACUGAUCACACUUCAUAGGUUACGUGCUCCACGUGCUCUGUAUGCCAGUCGACCGAAUUCGAAGGACUGUUUUCGCACAACCUCACGAAGAGUGGAAACGAGCCGGGGAGGUCAAACAAUGACUUUCCAGCGAAGCAUGGAACAUUCAACUCGACCAUCAGUUAAAAAUCCCCACAUGCCCAGUCAACCACGGACUACAUCUUCCGGAUUGGAAGACGAACACGAGCGCUUGAAUGCUGAGCUCCACCAGAAGGUCUCCAACUUGCGAAGCCUGUCCAUUCGUAUUGGGGACGAACUGAGAGAUCAAAACUUUCUUUUAGGUGGGAUGGCUGGAACCUUUGACCGAUCCGAAGGCCUACUGCGUUCCACAAUGAAUCGCGUUCUUGGGCUUGGACGUCAUGGCUCCACUCUUGGUUUGUACUGUUAUCUGUUAUGCUUUGCUACCCUCUUCUUUUUCGUCUCUGCCGCCUUGUCGUGGCGGUCUGGCUUCUGUGCUGCAAUGAUCCUGCGGUCUAUAGUGGCUGGAACUCAUUUUCUUAAGGUUCAACCGUGCCAGGUAGGCCCAUCGGGAGUAGCCGGACGAAGAACAGCGGGUCCCCAUACUGCAAUUGACCGUGACAGCCGGCGUAUUAUUCACUACGGUAGAAACACUUUUAAAAUCAGAGAGUCUGGUGCUGCUCAAAAGGCAACUGUGCGCAGCUGCAUUAGAAGUGAGACAGUAAUGCCUUGCUCCCCGCGCCCUCGGGCCAGGACAGCCCUCUGCAGCCGAACGGGCCAGACUUUUAGUCAUUGGCUCCAGGCACGCCCCCCCCCCAAGAAAACCCUAACAACCGCUGUCUCUCAGCCCAGACCGUUGAAAAAGUAA
Messenger RNA from Opisthorchis viverrini, 1233 nucleotides. RefSeq lists its product as hypothetical. Bases 1 to 1233 code for a protein of 410 amino acids. The record is from RefSeq and is a predicted model, not a curated record. The transcript has 6 exons. Lineage: Eukaryota; Metazoa; Platyhelminthes; Trematoda; Opisthorchiida; Opisthorchiidae.